Messenger RNA from Alnus glutinosa, 787 nucleotides. Its product is annotated as mediator of RNA polymerase II transcription subunit 11. Gene Ontology annotation, molecular function: transcription coregulator activity. Gene Ontology annotation, cellular component: mediator complex. The coding region runs from base 189 to 536 and encodes 115 amino acids. NCBI's taxonomy places the organism in Eukaryota, Viridiplantae, Streptophyta, Magnoliopsida, Fagales, Betulaceae. Gene Ontology annotation, biological process: regulation of transcription by RNA polymerase II. The transcript is spliced from 5 exons. The record is from RefSeq and is a predicted model, not a curated record.
UUCAUUUAUUUACUGCAAUUUUGCUAUAUAUUCAACAUCGAGGGCACGCCCGAAUACAAAGCUCCAAUUAUUCCAAAAGUUACACAGAGACCAUUAUUCAGGCCACCGGUCGGUACCGCCCACGGCCCCAUCGCUACCGUUGACCGCUGCAAUCGUUGAAAUCUCGCCGGGAACUCUUUAGGAGCUUCAUGGAUUCACAGAGCCAGAACACUUCGUUGCAACGGCUUCAAAAUGUGGAGAAGCGAGUCGUUAGGGUUUUGGAGCUGGCAGGAGGGGUUAUGGAUGAGCUGGCAAACCCCGCUGGACCCAGAAAGGACCUCAUCAACAACCACUGCCUCGACUUCAUGCAAUUGAUCAAGGACAUCCAAGUCACACUGCGUGGUGAAAUCAAAAGUGCGUGUGAAUACCGUCCAUUUGAGAAGUGUGAUUACAGUUCGAGAAUAGCUAAUGAGAUCUGUUGCAAGAAACUGGAAUAUGUCAUUUCCCAGAUGGAUGGAAUGAAACAAACCGUUGAUGAAUAUCAUGGUGCAGUUUGAAGAUGCAGAUACAGAUACAGGAGUUGUAGGAUUUGUAGGAGAAAAUCUGAACUGCUGCUUGGUGGCUUAGAAGCAUUAAGAAUAUGGAGAUGUUUCUCUUUUAGGGGAUUGGGGGAGCACGUGAAAUAUAUUCAUGCGAUUGUUCUGUAUUUGGUUAGAUUACUUCAGAAAUGUAGUAGGGAACUGUAAUUUUUAUCUUCAAGAUUUUCUUGGCUAGCAAAAUGAUUAUUAGAUCUUUUUAUGUUGCUGUA